Messenger RNA from Xenopus laevis (African clawed frog), 1329 nucleotides. Its product is annotated as serine/threonine-protein kinase N1-like. Bases 174 to 1016 code for a protein of 280 amino acids. The transcript has 10 exons. NCBI's taxonomy places the organism in Eukaryota, Metazoa, Chordata, Amphibia, Anura, Pipidae. The record is from RefSeq and is a predicted model, not a curated record.
GAUACAAUAAUAAAUACGUAUUCUCUUUCAGUGAUGAGCAGCCAUCUCGCGUUUCUAUUAGCCAUUUCCAACUAAGUGCUGUGCUGGGCCAAGGAGGUUUUGGAAAAGUGUAUCUGGGAAAAUACAAAGCAACAGGCAAACUGUUUGCCAUCAAGAGCUUAAAAAAGCGAGAAAUGACUUCCUCAAUUAAAUUGAACAGUGCUCUGAUGGAGAAGGAGAUUCUUCUUUUGGCCAAACAAGAGCAACAUCCGUUCCUCACUGGAUUGUUUGCCUCGUUCCAAACAGAGCAUCACGUUUGCCUCGCCAUGGAUUUAGCGGCUGGAGGCGAUUUAACAAAAGUCAUUGAUCAUCCGGAAUUCAACUAUAAAGCAGCAAUAUUUUACUCUUCGUGCAUUGUUCUGGGCUUGGAAUUCCUCCAUGAACACAACGUCAUUCAUAGAGAUUUAAAGCUUGACAAUGUCCUCUUGGAUGCAUCCGGAUAUAUAAAAAUCACAGACUUUGGCCUUUGCAAAAAAGGAAUGGGCGUUGGAGUCUUAACCACAAGCCCUGCUGGAACUCCUUAUUAUACUGCUCCAGAGAUAUUGAAACGGGAGCCCUAUGGAAGAGCAGUAGACUGGUGGUCUGUAGGAGUGAUGCUUUAUUACAUGGUGCUUCACAGGUUCCCCUUUAACGGACUGAACAUGGAGCAUCUGUUUGAAUUUAUCAAGUAUUCGAGGGCGAUUUUUCCACCGAAAGUCCCUGCUGAUUUCUCAUCCACAACAAAAGGACUUUUGGCCAAAUUCCCUGAGAAUCGCCUGGGAUUCAACGGAGCUGAAGAAGUGAAGCAAAGCCCGUUGUUCUGUAAAAUCAAUUUUGAUGGCCUCUUGAAUAAAAAAGUGACACCACCAAUCAUCCCAGCUGUCCAAAGCUCAAGCGAUAAUGACACAAACCUAAUGGUAACUCUGUAUGGGCGUAAAGCAGUUAUACCAGACUCCGUCAGUGAAGCCCUCCAGAACUUUGAUUAUUAUGUUGGCUGAAUGUGAGAAGAGACACUUGAAUAUUAAAGAAAUGCCACCCGCCCCUCAACCAGGAAUGAAGCAGCCGGCUAAAGGAAGCCUGGCAAACCAGGGACAGCAACUCCCGCAACUGUGUAUCCUAUUUGCAAUACGUCACAGAACGACUCUUCAUAGCGGUGACAUGUCCAUGGAACUUCCAACUCAAACUUCCACUGCACCCCCAAUUGGUGCUUCCUAACCAUUAAAAUACUUUUACAAUAAACUAACUGAACUACUCUUCCGACUUUGCUUGAAUCUGUAACUAAUACACAGGAGUUUGAGACUUGAUGAUUGU